UGUUAGUCGCUACUUGACAUUGUCAGUGAAAUCCUAUGUUGGUCUAAAUUGAAUAUAUUUAUUGUAUUAAUUGUUUUUUCGAGCAUUUUUCUUAUUCUUCAACGUACUAAUAAUGUCUGAAGGCGAUCUGAGCCAUUUAAUUCCCACUCCUUUAAUAACCAAACGAACUCGAACGAAUUCGACAUGUGAAAGAAUCCUAAAAACUCACCACUUAUAUGGGAGCAUAAAACUGUUUUGCAGAGAAAAAGGGCAUGGCUUUAUUACACCGGAAAAUGGAGGAGAAGAUAUUUUCGUUCAUAUUUCAGACAUCGAAGAUGAAUACAUCCCGCUUCCAGGUGACCGGGUAAAGUACCAACUUUGCCCUAUACCGCCUAAAUUUGAGAAGUACCAAGCAGUUCAUGUUAAUAUUGUGGACUUGAAAAUUGGGUUACACAAGAAAUGGGAUACAAUCGGGGGGCAGCUUCAUUAAACCCUCAAGUAGUUUAAGUUUACUACUUGGAAUACUGGCAUUGUCAGCUUAAGUCGGAAUUAACAUUGUGGCAAUUAUUAUUUGCCUUUAAAGCUUUUGGGCAGUGAUUUUUUUCAUUUGGUUUGCUCUUCUCAUAUUUAUAUUACAUGUCAAUUAGAUCAGUUGAGACAAUUGGUAUCAGUAUUUAAAUUUUACAAUAAUGUAGUUUUAUUAUAUUUUUUUCGUGAAAUCAAUCACUCAUGCAUGUCUGUCGAAAAUGGGAUUCCACUUAACUCAAUAAGUUUAUAAAACGUUCAGUUGUACUCUAGAAUUUAAUUUCGGUGGGUAAAAGGUUUCUUAUUACAUUCAUCGUUAGUAUGAUUUAACAUACGAGUAUAUAGUAUACAUAUUUAGAGAUAGGUGGAUGUUAAAUGUUAGCGUAUUCUGUUAUUCUAUGUUAUGACGUUGCCAUAUGCCAUAGGAACAACAGUGAAUGUUUCUGUAAAAAUCCAUGUAUGUAUACUUAAUAAUGUCUAAUAAAGAAUACGUACAUUGCA
This is a messenger RNA of Dendroctonus ponderosae (mountain pine beetle), 1005 nucleotides long. Its product is annotated as cold shock domain-containing protein CG9705. The coding region runs from base 113 to 469 and encodes 118 amino acids. Gene Ontology annotation, biological process: regulation of mRNA stability. Lineage: Eukaryota; Metazoa; Arthropoda; Insecta; Coleoptera; Curculionidae. The record is from RefSeq and is a predicted model, not a curated record. The transcript is spliced from 3 exons. Gene Ontology annotation, cellular component: cytoplasm. Gene Ontology annotation, molecular function: mRNA 3'-UTR binding.